CACUCUGACAUGGUAUGUCCCACAAGGGAACAGACUGCACACGGAGCAGGACAAGUGGAAUAUUUUCAAUUUGACAAACAAAUUGCAUCCUGGGAAGCAUGAACAACCUAACCGAGGCCUUCAGGCACUCCAUGGCUCAAGAUGAGAGCCCUGAAGACGACAGUGUGGUGAGCAAUGACUUUUCCACCACAGUGGGUGCCCUCAUCCUAGGACUGGUCUUCCUCCUUGGCGUACCCGGAAACUUCUUCAUUGUGUGGAGCAUCCUGGCUCGCGCCCGUCGCCGUUCAGUCACGACACUACUCAUCCUCAACCUGGCUUGCGCCGACGGCUUCCUCAUGGCGCUCACAAUCUUUUUCAUCAUCUACUUGGCCAAGCAGAGUUGGGUGUUUGGGACGGCCAUGUGCAAGGGUCUCUUCUAUCUGUGCAAUGUCAACAUGUACGCCUCCAUCUUUCUUAUCACGCUGAUGAGUGUGCACCGGUUGGUGGUGGUGGUGCUACCACGAAGGACUUCAGCCAAGAUUAGCAGGAAGGUGGUACGCCGCAUCAUUCUGGGCAUGUGGCUUCUGGUAGCCGUUACAGCACUGCCCUCACUGGUGUUCCGGGAUGUUCGGGAGGACAAAGAUGAGCGGAACAAGACGCGACUAGUAUGCGCACCCAACCACACACUCCCACGAUACGUGAGGUUUCAGUACUCUUUAGAGACCGUAGCGGGCUUCAUUUUGCCUUAUGCAGUCAUCAUCACGAGCUACGUGCUCAUCCUGAGACGCCUGCGAGAGACCAAGUUCCGCCGGAAAGUGCGCAGUGAGAAGCUUAUUCUGGCCAUUGUGGUGAUGUUCUGCCUGUUUUGGCUGCCGUACCACGUCAUUAACAUGAUACAGGUGGCAGCUGAAUGGUACAAAGAGGGAUCACCCAGAAGAGAAACCCUGGAAUACAUCUACCAGUCAAGUCGCGCCAUCACAUCGGCCCUGGCCUUCAUCAGUAGUUGUGCCAACCCAGUCCUGUACACAUUUGCCGGCAAGUCAUACAUUAGGAAGAACGGCUUGGGCUUCAUGGCACGUCUCUUCGAGGGGACGUCACUAGACCAGACAGCCACCAAGCGUGGGAAGGAUGUGACGCUUAGCGACGUGGACUCUGGCGCAGCAUCCUUGUCGGCACAAAAUGGACGAUGACGAGCCCUAAGGGACUGACUCAGUUGAAUGGAGGGCACAAAUACGAAAAUGAAUGAGACUGCUUUCAAAACCAUAACAUUUAUUUGUACAUAGCAAGUUUAGUUAAGCUCAAGUAUUUACCACAUUAAACAAAGUUUUGGCUUAUGAAAGACAUAACAUUUACAUGCUCUUCCACUAGAUGGCAGAAAACCGAUGAGUGCAUACACCUCUUGCCAUUCUUCAAACUUGUGUUAACCUGAACAUGCCUCAAUUGAACACCAAAUUAGUACAUUUAAAUCCUAAAUAGUUCAGAUUUUCCUAAGUUUAUACUUUUGGACAAAAUAUCUUGGUAAAUGACUGUGGGGAAAAUUUGCACUUCGAUAAUUUUAGUUCUAAUGAAGACAGCAGGGUCCCCCCAGGAUUGAUCAAUCUAAAUUCAAGACUUUUAAGACUUUUAAUGCCAUUUCAACUGAAAAUUAAUACUUUUCUCGCACCCAUUAUUUAGAUAAUGAAUUAUAUUUAAAAAAUAAAGCACUGAACAUCAAAUUUAACCUCAACUACUGUGUUUGACAAAAGAAUGUACAUUUAUUGAAGAUACAAUUAAAACAUUUAAAUAUAAGGUCUUUCAGAAUUUUUUUUUCACAGGAUAAAAUGGAUUUUACACUAUUAUUGUAAAGCAACUUCAGAAAUUACAUUUGCAAUACAACAGGUUUCCCUUUAAAGAGGACCUAGUCAAGGUGGUAGGUAGGUGAUUGUCAAGUUGGCCACCUUAACUGUAAAGUGCUUGCAAUU
This is a messenger RNA of Corythoichthys intestinalis (scribbled pipefish), 1940 nucleotides long. RefSeq names its product leukotriene B4 receptor 1-like. The coding region runs from base 99 to 1169 and encodes 356 amino acids. The record is from RefSeq and is a predicted model, not a curated record. NCBI's taxonomy places the organism in Eukaryota, Metazoa, Chordata, Actinopteri, Syngnathiformes, Syngnathidae. The transcript is spliced from 5 exons. Gene Ontology annotation, molecular function: G protein-coupled receptor activity; complement component C5a receptor activity. Gene Ontology annotation, cellular component: plasma membrane. Gene Ontology annotation, biological process: inflammatory response; positive regulation of cytosolic calcium ion concentration; phospholipase C-activating G protein-coupled receptor signaling pathway.